AUGGAUGAAUACAAAGAUCCAAUUGAAGAUAAUCCAGAAAAAUCAUCAAAAAUAGCCUCUCCACAAGAAGGUGAUAUACAAUCUGAAGAAGCUUUUUAUAAAGCAUUAGAAACUUUAAAAAACAUUGACAAUUUUGAAGAUAAAUCGUGUUUAGAGUUUUUCGAGAAUUUAAAAUGUAUGAUUCUAGAUAAAGAUUUUCAUAUUGAUCCAUCAAUUUACGUUGAUUCUGACUUUCUCUCGAUAAUGUUACAAAUUUUGCUUGAUGGAGUUUUUGGCAUUCAUUCUAACGUAAUAGCAAUUAUUUGCGAGUUGUCAAAAUAUGACGAAGUAUUAGAAUUUCUCAAUAACCCAGAAUUUUUAAAUUAUUUUUAUGGUUUUGCAACAAAUGAUGAAAAUCCGUUAAUUGAUGUCAGAGAAAUGAUUCUAAUUCUAGAGAGAAUAAUUCCUUUAGUUACUGAAGAAGCUGAAAUUAUAGGUCUCCCAAUUGUUCAAUUUUGUAAACUUAAAUAUCCAAAUGAUGUAAUCCCAUAUUUUAUGCAAUUGAUUGUAUCACAUCCAGACACAGAGGCUUUUCCGCUGAUAAUUGAUUUUAUUAACACGUAUUGCACUUUAGAUUCGGAAGCAGUUCAUCUAUUAACAACUAUUUUAAAGAAUGUUUUAACAAGCAACCCAACACAAGUCUUUUACGUUGUUGAGGAAGGAGAUGAAGAUAAUUUUUUAUUAAAUCUCAUAAAUGCAACUUCUCGUGAUGACUAUGAGAGCUUAAAUAACAUAUUGUCAAUGUUUCACGAGCUAUUGACCCGUAAUUUCUAUGAAGUCGAAGGAUUAUUUUCAGCUAUUCUAGAUUCUGACAUUUUACAGACUGCAUUUGGAAUAUUUCUAGAAGAUGAAUGCGAUGAAGAAUAUAAAUAUGUUGCCGCAAGCUUUAUUGAACAUUGUAUGUAUAAUGAUCGAUUAAGAGAGUAUGUAAUCGAAAAUAUUGAUGAAGAUACUUUUAACAUUCUUCUAAAUGGUGUUCAUCAAUGUCCUCAUCAAAUGACUAGAUCUUUUAUCGCUUUAAUUUCAUUUUAUAUCCAAUAUCACCAGUUUCCAGCAGCUCAGUCAGCAGUAGAAAGUGGAAUACUCGAACUUAUUGAUGACUAUAUCGAAGUGAAUGUACAAAUAGCUAUUCCUUGCCUUAAUUCAAUUUUUAAAACUUAUAUUCGGCAGGGACUUGCUAAAGAGAUCGUUGACAUCAUUGAAAAUACGGAAAUUAUGCAGGAUUUGAAUGAUUAUACAAGUGAAAAUGAAAAGAAUGAAGAAGUAGUUGCAAAUUUUUUGGAUGAUUAUGAUAAACUCUGCAACGUUCUUGAGCAGAAUUGA
Molecule: messenger RNA, 1362 nt
Organism: Trichomonas vaginalis G3
Lineage: Eukaryota; Parabasalia; Trichomonadida; Trichomonadidae
Product: armadillo (ARM) repeat-containing protein family
Exons: 1
Coding region: 1-1362 (453 amino acids)
Source: RefSeq, a predicted model, not a curated record